CAAGAGUUCCUACCUGAACACGGGAAACAAGAGUUCCUACUGGAACACAGGAAACGCUGAUGAUGUUUGUUCAGAUGCUCGUUUGUCUGAUCAGUUUGAUUUUAAUUAGUUAAUUGAUGAUAUAAAAAGGGGGUGUGGCGUCAUGAUUGACAGCUGCUCUCAGAUGAGCCGAGUGACCGCAGCAGUUUCUGAUAGAAGACGCUGAUGAAGGUUUUCAUGUGUGAUUCACUCCCAGCUGUAGCUGCUGGUUACCAGCUGGUUUUGGCUGGUUUUCCUCCAUCGCAGACGGAGCAGGUUUAACACACGACCCCCCCUUCAUUGUUUUAAUGAAUGUCAGAAGUACCCGACCCGUGAGGAUAUCAGUGAUAUUCUCAAUCACAGCGUACGUGCGGCGGAGGCUGUGCGUCAGCGGGAUGUGGGCCUCGAGGCCGCGGUUAAGCUCAGGAAGCUGUUUGGGCCACUUCCUGUCCUCAGCGUGAUGUGUUGAAGUUCGAUCUGUAGGUUCAGUGUGGGGAUGACUACAGCUGUGCUGACCUGCACUUCUGCUGCAGCUGUUCAUGAUGACCGGCUGCUAACAAGCUGCAUUUUCACAUUUAUAUUGUACAGAGAACAAAUGUGAGUUGUGUACAGAUCGGGGCUGACUUUCCCAAACAUGUCACAGCGUGACGCUCGUCUCCACAUGAUGAGAUCUUUAUAAUGAGUUCUCUCUCUGACGUCCACAUAUCUGCAACAUGUUGGGGAAAGUCAGCCCUUUUAUUAUCUGACUUCUGUUAUUUGAUAUUUCUAUACUGGUGAUGUGUUGUUUCAAUGCACCUGAGGGGCACUUCAAUGAUGAGGACGUGUUCAUAAUGAUGCAUAUAAAUAUUAACUGAUUAAUUGCUGACUCACUGUGGGACCUUUGCUACAGCUACACAAGAGAAGUGAAGUCUGGCAGUCAGCUGGUUCCCAGUAGAGGUUAUUGAUCCUCUGCCGAUCAUCAUCAUCAGUCUGUGAUUUACCGUCGACCCGCUGCAGGCUGGUUACCAUGGUAACCCGGGCUCCCGCCGCUGGCCGCGCGCCGCAGUGAGCAACAGAGACACGGAGGAGACGGAGCCUGACGGUACUCAAGUACAACACGGAGGUGACGGCCUCAGGUUGAGUUAAGCUCCGCCCACCGCCGUCCCUGCUUCCUGCUUCAGGUGAAGACACAGCCAAUAGGAUGAGCCAGCCAAAGGAGGCGGAGCCAAGCAGAGAGAUGGAAGGCAAGGUGUGUGUGCAGGUGCAGACGUGGGCUCAGUCUCUGGUUUACACUCUGGAGGAGCUCGAGUGUAAAAUCUGCUACAACCGUUACGACACUCGCAGCCGGAAACCCAAACUGCUGCGCUGCCUGCACCGAGUCUGCGCCAAGUGUCUGAAGAAGAUGGUCGACAUGGGCGAGUCUUCGCCCUCCGUCAUCAGCUGUCCCUUCUGUCGCCACGAGACUCAAGUGCCCGACGAAGAGGUGUGGCUGAUGGAGGACGACAGACACAUCCUGGCUGUCCUGUCAUGUCAGGACCGCGCCCGGCGAGGAGGAGGAGGAGUCAUCGGAGGAGGAGGAGGAGUCAUCGGAGGAGGAGGUGAGGGGGAGGUGGUGCUGAGCCCCAACAGUCUGACAGGAGUCGAAUCGUCUCAUCGCUCCUCCGACUGUCUGGUCAUCACCAUCAUGGAGCUCCCGGAGGAGUCUCGGUCCUCGGACUCUCUGAGCAUGCUCAACAUGGUGGGCCUGUACCGCCCCCCCAGCCUGGACUCGCUGCCCUGCAACCUGCCGGCUCACAAGUGUCGCGCCUGGACGUCUCGCAGCUUCCCGCGCUGCCUGCUGGGGGCGCUGUGCCUGGUGUACUUCAGCUCUCUGCCGCUGGGGAUCUACCUGCUGAUGAUUGGUCAGCUGUGGCUGGGCGUGGUCCUGGUCAGUCUGGUUCCCUCCACGCUGCUGCUGCUCGUCCUCUACGGCUUCUGUCAGUGUCUCUGCCACGAGCUGAUGGAGGUGCUCGCCGCCCGCCGGCACCCGCUGCCAUGAAGGCGACAACCCGCGCUGCCGUGAUGACGACGACGACACAACACACGCUACCAUGACAACAACGAUACUCGCUGCCAUGACAACAAUGACACGCUGCCAUGACAACAACACAACACUUGCUGCUAUGACGCUGCCAUGACGACUGCUGUCAUAAAGACAAAAACAACACAACAGCACCGCUGCAAUAACAAGACCUGUAGACUCGACUCGGCGGCUCAGAGACUCGAUCGACUCGAGACUGAGGAGACUCGCCGCCGCCGCCGAUACUGAAAAACGUUCUGACAAACUUUAAUAACAUAAAGAGAAACAACAGAAAACUAACUUCAGUUUGUUUUUGCUGGACCAACAGACUCACAAACUGCUGCAGAACAACAACAGAACCACAGUGGAACCAGAGGAACAACAGCGGAACAGCAACACAACCACAACUAACCAGAAUAAAAGCAGAGCUCAUUCAGCACUCUGACCCCGCCCCCUCUGAAUACCAGCAUUCUCUCUCUGUGAAGCUGCAGCCAAUCACACCACGACCAGGAGAUGACAUCAUCACGUGUUUAUUUCCGUGUGGCCUCCUGCUUGAUGAACAGAAAACAAAGUGCUGCUGAUUGGACAGCUGCUAGCCAAUCAGAGAGGACUUGUUACUGACUGACAGACACAUCCAGAUAUACUCGUCAUCCAUGUUGGAAUAAAUACGCUAACUGUGUCAUGUGAGUUUAUAAUCUUACCUCGUUCUCUGGUCACAUGAUUCAGUUUCCCACUGUUUCCAGUUGUAAUGCUAAGCUAGGCUAACAGUUUCCCACUGUUUCCAGCCACUAUGCUAAGCUAGGCUAACAGUUUCCCACUGU
Messenger RNA from Thunnus maccoyii (southern bluefin tuna), 2877 nucleotides. RefSeq names its product E3 ubiquitin-protein ligase RNF182. The transcript has 8 exons. NCBI's taxonomy places the organism in Eukaryota, Metazoa, Chordata, Actinopteri, Scombriformes, Scombridae. The coding region runs from base 1199 to 2035 and encodes 278 amino acids. The record is from RefSeq and is a predicted model, not a curated record.